AUGACUACAGAAUCAGUAUGCUCACUUAACUUCGAAAUUACUUAUACCGACUCGCCGGAGUUUAACGUAUUACUUCUCCACACCAUAGGACUACUUUCAACUCCCAUUCAUAUUUUUGGUGGUUAUUGUAUUCUUUUCAAGACUCCAAAGGAAAUGAGUUCUGUCAAAUGGAGCUUGUUUAACUUACAAACAACUAGCUUUUUGCUCGAUUUAUUCUUAUCAGUAUUUGGAACUAUUCAAUUACUGAUCCCAUUAAUAGCUGUUUAUGGAAUAGGGAUCUUUACUAAACUUGGUAUGAGGAUCCCUGAAGUGGUAUACAUCUUGGAAACUAGUAUAGCAGUCGUCGGGUGCUCAAUUAUUGUUCUGUUGGAAAAUCGAUUCUACAUUCUCAUGAUUAAUAAAAAUAUGUGGACACGAUUUCGCAUUCCGUUUUUAACAUUUUAUUACAUAACCGCUUUUCUAUUUUUCUACCCGAUAUAUAUAACAAUGCCGCCUGGACCUGAACAUCGAAAAGACUUUAUUUUGAAGUCCAUCCCUUGCCUACACCCAGAUGUACGUGCAGCUCCUCUAUACCUGGUUGAAUUGGGUGGACUGAAAUUCGCAAUAUGCACGACCAGUGAAAGUUUAUUAAUAGUGUUUACACUUGGCACCAUGUUCCUUCUUAUCCUGAACUCUCUCAGAAACUAUGGUCAUACUCGAUCCAAGAAAACCGUCGACCUUCAGAAAAAGCUUAUCAGAGCAAUAUUUAUUCAGUUGGCUCUCCCAUUCUGUAUCAUAUGGGUUCCAAUAAUCUACUAUACGUUUAUCGGAUUUUUCAAUGCAGCUAUUAACAACUUUAUGUAUGUUUUAAUGGCAACUCAUGGGCUAGUUUCGACACUUGUUAUGCUGGUUGUACAAAAACCAUAUCGAGAGUUCAUUUCAAAAAGCUGUUCGUUGCAUAAAAAAAUUGGCAGCUUGGAAGGUUCCACCGGUGGAAAUGCGUUUAACUCUGUAAACAACGGAAUAGUCAUAAAUCGAAUGUUUUAA
Messenger RNA from Caenorhabditis elegans, 1026 nucleotides. RefSeq names its product Serpentine Receptor, class H (gene srh-220). NCBI's taxonomy places the organism in Eukaryota, Metazoa, Nematoda, Chromadorea, Rhabditida, Rhabditidae. The record is from RefSeq and is marked reviewed. The coding region runs from base 1 to 1026 and encodes 341 amino acids. The transcript is spliced from 3 exons.